Molecule: messenger RNA, 1392 nt
Organism: Austrofundulus limnaeus
Lineage: Eukaryota; Metazoa; Chordata; Actinopteri; Cyprinodontiformes; Rivulidae
Gene: ora4
Product: olfactory receptor class A related 4
Exons: 2
Coding region: 224-1315 (363 amino acids)
Biological process (GO): G protein-coupled receptor signaling pathway
Cellular component (GO): membrane
Molecular function (GO): G protein-coupled receptor activity
Source: RefSeq, a predicted model, not a curated record
ACAAGACGAAAACAAGGAAAGUGAUGACUUGUUGGGUUUAAUGGACUGUGAGUCUGGUCAGCAGAUGUCUGUUCAUGUGUGAUGAAUCUCUUCAUUUGUCUGUAUGUGCACAUAUAAAACACCAUGAGGAACAGACAGAGGUGGGGUUUUUUUUCCAGUGUCGUCCUCCAGCAUUCAUGUGUGUCCUAAAGAAAACAGAGGUUGUCCUGCAGAGGAUGGUGCCAUGUCAGAGGUUCACACUGUCGACGCUGUUUUAUUUGGGUUACUGGUCUUUUCUGGUAUUCUGGGAAACAUGUUGGUCAUCCAUGUGGUGUUCCAGUCUUCGUUUGAGAGUCCUUCUCGAAGACUCCCCCUCUCCGAUACCAUUUUAGUUCACCUGUCUCUAGCCAACCUGCUAACUUCACUCUUCCGCACGCUGCCAAUCUUCAUCUCAGACCUYGGUCUGGAUGUGUCUCUGUCUCCGGGAUGGUGCAGGGUCUUCAUGCUGCUGUGGAUGUGGAGCCGAGCCGUGGGCUGCUGGAUGACUCUAACGCUCAGCGUCUUCCACCUWACGACCCUGAGGCGGCAGCGUGUGACGUUUGGACCUCUCACGCUGCAGAGGGAGAGGCGGCGGGUGUGGAUAGUUAUGGGACUGGUUUGGGGAGCCAACCUGGCCUUUUCUGCCCCCGCGCUGGUAUACACCUCUCACGUUCGAGGCAACGCCACCGUAGAGCUGAUGGUGAUAAGRUGCACCAUUCGGCCUCUGUUAGGCUGUGUGUGGAAGUUCCCCUCCAUCCAGGAGGGCUCGGCCUUUGCCUCCACUUCACUCGCUGUCAAUGAGGUUCUGCCUCUGAUGCUGAUGGUUUUCACUAACCUGGGCACCCUUCAGGCUCUGAUCAAGCACAUCCGAGCGGUGACCUCGGGGACAGAGUUAGGGGGAAGUCAGGGGGAGCUGGACAAACAUGUGUCCUCUGAGCGUAAGGCGGCUCAUGUGAUCAUGGCACUGGUGACGCUCUUUGUGGUCUGCUGGGUCCUGCAGGUUGCUGCAGUGACAUACUACAACUACGACAGGGGGCGCCACGCCCACGGGCUGCUAACUGUGGCCCAUUUCUCUGCCUCGCUGUUUGUAGGAUUCAGUCCCCUGGUGGUAGCUCUGGGACACGGGAAGCUGAGGAGGAAAAUCAAGGGUAUGAUUCAGGUGUGGACUAAAGGUUUGCAAUGUUACACUGAGGAGUGUGGMGACAGGAGCAAAUCCACAAAGACUGAAAGGAAGUCAACGGGUUCUGUUGUCAAAAGAGAGGUGGGGGUUAUAACAGUGGAGGGAAAAGUUCAAUGAAACAGCUGAUGCUUCAGUAAAGAAAAGGUUUAAAUGUUAAAACACAUAUUUCUUCAGAGAUCAGAUAAGAAUAAGUA